Messenger RNA from Lachancea dasiensis, 327 nucleotides. The record is from the annotation of a GenBank genome assembly. NCBI's taxonomy places the organism in Eukaryota, Fungi, Ascomycota, Saccharomycetes, Saccharomycetales, Saccharomycetaceae.
AUGACUUUGGAUGGAGACAAAAAGAUGAUCUUGAAAGAUAUAAUGGUUGCAGCCGAUGGGAUAGCUAAGAAGUUGUUAGUAGAAAAUUCUGGGGAUUUUUUUGAGGAUAUUGGAAAACCUAAGCGUUUCAUGAAGUGCGUCAUAUUUACUUUGGAGGAGUGGUUCCACUGUCACUCUACAUAUCCCUAUCCUACAAAGACCCAGGCCAGAACCCUCUCUGAAAAAACAGGUUUGACGAUUAAGCAAGUCGAGAACUGGCUCUCAAAUCGUCGAAGAAAACUCAAAAGAAAUCCUAUUGACUCAUCGCUAGAAAAUAUCUUGGAAUGA